GCGUGAUAGCUUGAAGCUAGAAAACCUGCGCUGCCGUCUUCGAGUCGUCUGGCCGGAAUGAUCAAAAUAUGGUCCAUGAAGAAGGAGGGCGAGGCGGCCGGAAAGAAGAAGCCACGGGUAUCUGCGGCCCAACUGCGAGCUCAAAAAGACAUCACCGAGCUAGACCUGUCCUCGACGAUGAAGACCGACUUCCCGGAUCCCACCGAUCUGCUUAACUUCAAGCUCAGCAUCACGCCUGACGAGGGCAUGUACAAGGGCGGCGAAUUCAAGUUCACUUUUGCGAUCAAUACCAACUAUCCACAUGAGCCGCCCAAGGUCAAGCUGACACAAAAGAUUUAUCAUCCCAAUCUCGAUCUAGAGGGAAAUGUCUGUCUGAACCUAUUGCGAGAAGACUGGAAACCCGUCCUCAAUCUCAACGCGGUCAUGGUCGGCCUUCAGUUCCUGUUCCUUGAGCCAAACGCAGACGAUCCUCUCAAUAAAGAGGCAGCAGAAGAGCUGCGGCGAGAUCGUACGACGUUUGCGCAGAACGUCAAGACCGCCAUGCGAGGCGGCCGUGUCAAGUCAGAGGUAUAUGAUUACGUGCUUAUCAAAAAGUGAUAGACGACAACGUAGGCAGCUCAGCAUUGUUGUAUCACUCGUGCAGGAUUCGUACAGAGCCAA
Mixia osmundae IAM 14324 is the source of this 660-nucleotide messenger RNA. RefSeq lists its product as uncharacterized. Bases 58 to 597 code for a protein of 179 amino acids. The record is from RefSeq and is a predicted model, not a curated record. The transcript has 6 exons. NCBI's taxonomy places the organism in Eukaryota, Fungi, Basidiomycota, Mixiomycetes, Mixiales, Mixiaceae.